This is a messenger RNA of Drosophila grimshawi, 664 nucleotides long. RefSeq lists its product as uncharacterized. The record is from RefSeq and is a predicted model, not a curated record. The transcript is spliced from 2 exons. The coding region runs from base 128 to 556 and encodes 142 amino acids. NCBI's taxonomy places the organism in Eukaryota, Metazoa, Arthropoda, Insecta, Diptera, Drosophilidae.
UACAGGCAGCAUUACAAGUAUAAACAGCUGAAGAAAAAAACAUAAAAUCUCAACACGAAAUUAAAUUGAAACGUAUCGGGUUUUCGGCUACGGUUUUCUUUUCUUUUUUUUUUUGCUUCGGUUUCCAAUGAUGUCGAUACCGUGGUUGCUAACGAAGAAUCCCUAUUUAAAUUUCAUACGCGAAUGCGAACUGGCAGGCAGCCAUCAAUCUCAAACGGAUAGGGAGCUAAUAUUAGAUGCCGUAGACUUGUGGCAUCGUCUCAAACCCAACGAUAAAUUACUGUUCGAGCAGGAACCCUAUUUAGCCGCUCGUCGUGCUUGUGAUCUUAACACUGAUGGCGCCCUACAAUUAGCCAGCAAAAGCCAAGCAUUAAGGAAUAUCAAAAUGUGGGCAAAACGCUGUGCAGCUUUAAGGAUGAAUGCGUGUCGGGGCAAACCGGCUGGUUCGAGGACUACACGCAAGAGGAUUAAAUCAUUGCCAAGUCGCCGCGUGGCCUCGAAAAGGAAAAAUCUCCUCAAUAGAGUGAAAAAUUCACUUUUUCUUCUUCAUCUGUAAAUCUAAUUUGUUCUUAAAUAUUGCAUAUACAUCUAUAACCCUACCCCCAACCCCCUCUACACACUCGGAUUUCUGAUUAAAAAAUUAACUAGUGUGGUAUUCUUUUAA